AUGCUUCUACAGCAUGCCUGCUGCGUGCCACCUUCAGCAGAGAAGAAGGCUUCAUUCCGCGGCCCUGCGUGCCCGUCUGCGCCGUCGAUCACUGCAGCGCCCUCCCCUUGCCAAACACUGUACCCAAGCCCACACACAUCACCCCGAUUGCCCCGCCGCUGCCGCGUCCCGCAGUGCGCCCACUUUGCGGCCUUCCACCGCCUGCCCAGCACCCCCACGCGGGUGGUGGACCGACGGACCAGCCGCGGCUACAUCGGCCAGUUCACCGCCGAUGGGAACAUCUUCAUCGCCGCGUUUCAGCACGAGCGCAAGAUCCGGCUGUACGAGGUGCACUACGGCUGGCGCCUGGUUAAAGACAUCCACGCGCGGGGCCUGCAGUGGACAGUCACGGACACCGCCCUCAGCUCCGACAACCGCUUCCUGCUCUACUCCUCCAUCACCCCGGAGGUCACCAUCGGCGGCAGCGGCGGCGUGGAGUCGGUGGCCAAUGUGACCGACAUCCACGAAACGCUCGACUUCCUGUCCGGCCAGCGCCAGCAGCGCCUGGGCAUCUGGAGCAUCCAGUGGAGCGCCGACAGCCGGGAGAUUGUGGCGGGGACGUCCGACCCGGGGCUGCGCAUCUUUGACAUGAUGCAGCAUCGCAACAGCCAUCCCUCACAUUCGCUGCCUGCUUUUCCUGCAGUGAACGCUGUGGCGUAUGCCGAGCGCGACUCGCCCAACCUCAUUUUCUCAGGCUCAGACGACACCUUUGUCAAGGUGUGGGACAGGCGCACGCUGGACGCCAGCGGGCGGCGUUCCCGCCCCGCGGGCGUGUUUGUGGGGCACACCGAGGGGGUGACCCACCUAGACUCAAAGGGCGACGGCCGCUACGUCAUCUCCAAUUCAAAGGACCAGUCCAUCAAGCUGUGGGACACGCGCAUGAUGGCCGGCGAGAAGGAGGCGCGGCGGCUGAGCCGGGACGCCCCUUCCUUCCACUGGGAUUACCGCUGGAUGGACUUCCCGGGGCGGGGGCGCGUGGUGCAGCACCCGCACUGCGCCGCGGUACAGACGUACCGCGGCCACACCGUGCUGUCCACCCUCAUCAGGUCAUACUGGUCCCCAGCCGCCACCACCGGCCAGCGCUACAUUUACACGGGCAGCUUUGACGGCAGGGUGCACGUGUAUGACGCCAUCACCGCACAGGCGGUGGCCAAGCUUGGCGGGUACCACCGCGAGUGUGUGCGUGACUGCAGCUGGCACCCCUACCUGCCGCUGCUGGCCACUGUGUCGUUUGACGGCAGUGUGACGACCUGGGAGCCAGAGGUUCCUGGAGAGGCCGAGGCGGCCAGGGAGGAGGC
Chlorella variabilis is the source of this 1337-nucleotide messenger RNA. RefSeq lists its product as hypothetical. Gene Ontology annotation, cellular component: Cul4-RING E3 ubiquitin ligase complex. NCBI's taxonomy places the organism in Eukaryota, Viridiplantae, Chlorophyta, Trebouxiophyceae, Chlorellales, Chlorellaceae. The record is from RefSeq and is a predicted model, not a curated record. Gene Ontology annotation, biological process: proteasome-mediated ubiquitin-dependent protein catabolic process. The annotation marks the transcript as partial. The transcript has 12 exons. Gene Ontology annotation, molecular function: protein binding.